Branchiostoma floridae (Florida lancelet) is the source of this 2481-nucleotide messenger RNA. RefSeq names its product urea-proton symporter DUR3-like. The record is from RefSeq and is a predicted model, not a curated record. The transcript is spliced from 15 exons. Gene Ontology annotation, biological process: urea transmembrane transport. Gene Ontology annotation, cellular component: plasma membrane. The coding region runs from base 1 to 2481 and encodes 826 amino acids. Gene Ontology annotation, molecular function: urea transmembrane transporter activity. Lineage: Eukaryota; Metazoa; Chordata; Leptocardii; Amphioxiformes; Branchiostomatidae.
AUGACUGCGAAAGCGAUACCGAUCGCCCUGGUGGUGUUGUGUCUGGCGUUCCCUUCAGCUUCAGACGACUCUCCGUGCGAUCAGGUUGUGGAGAAGGUUCGGAACGGGACAGCGGCCGGCACGAGCGACUUCAGACCACUAGUGGAGCUGAGAGAAGCCCUUAUACUCACCCUAGGGUUCGGCUUGUUCGCAGUUACAGGGUUCGUCGCCUAUAUUUUCAACCUGGUCCGGAAGUACGUUUUCCACGACCAGAACGACCUGGACACGGCUUUCGACGCGGGGGGUCAGGUGUCUGUGGGUCUGACGGCGACAACUAUCGUGUCUCAGUGGACCUGGGCUGCUACGCUACUGCAGUCAUGUACGGUGGCUAGUAAGUUCGGUAUCAGCGGCCCGUUCUGGUACGCUGCCGGCGCCUCCGUGCAGAUCAUCGUCUUCGCUAUCCUGUCCGUGGAGCUUAAGAUGAAGGCACCUGGAGCCAAGACGUACCUGCAGGUGAUCAAGGCCCGCUUCGGUGCCAAGGCGCACAUCGUGUACUGUGUUUUCGCCCUGCUGACCAACGUCCUGGUGACCACCAUGCUGAUGCUGGGCGGGAUUGCCUCCAUGACCAGCCUGGUCAACGGACUGACCACUGAGAUGGCCGCAAUCUGUCUGGCCGCUGUCAUAGGUACUUACACGUUGAUCGGCGGACUCGGUGCCACCUUCUACGUGUCCUACUUCAACACUGCCCUGAUCUUCGGCGUCCUCAUCUCUAUCCUUUGGAAGGUUUACUCUGAUGACGGAUCCACCCAGCAGAACCCUCUAGGUGACGUUGGUACGGUGUACGACCUACUGUCGUGCAGCAGUGGUCCGGCCGGAAACAGCGAGCAGAGUUAUCUCACCUUCUUCUCCACGGGGGGCCUCAUGUUCGGUGUCAUCAACAUCAUCGGGAACUUCGGAGCCGUCUUCUGUGAUCAGUCGUACUGGCAGAGCACUGUGGCAGCAAGACCACUGGAGGGCGUGUGGGGGUUUAUCUCAGGCGGGCUGACGUGGUUCGCCAUCCCCUUCUCCAUGGCCACCACCGUGGGGCUGGCUUACGUGGCGCUCAGCACAGUCAACGGGGAGGCACUGCUGACUAUAGAGGAGGUGGACAAAGGUUUGGUGGCCCCUGUUGUUGUCCAUCGGCUGAUGGGCCACACAGGCCAGGUGAUCGUGCUCCUGAUGAUCCUCAUGGCCGUCAUGUCCACCGGCUCCGCUGAGAUCAUCGCCGUCACCUCCAUCAUCGUGUACGACAUCCUCAAGGACUACGUCUGUAUGUUCAGAAAGAACCUGUCAGACAGCGCCUGUACCUUGUGUGGCAAGAGACGAGCACGGAUCUUCCGUCAGGCCGACAAGUGUCAGUGUGGGCCUGUGUCCAGCUGCAAACAAUGCAAGGAGGAGGCGGCUAAGGCAGAUCAGCUGACCCAGGAGUACUGGCUGUACAGCUGCCCCACCCAUGGAGCCUACCGGAACUACCUGAACCUGCUGCUGAGCAGGAAGAACUGGUACAUCGUGGUGGUGACGGCGGCAACGGUGCCGCUGGUUCUCAUGGCAGACGCGGCAGGACUGAACCUGGGUUGGCUUUAUCUAUUCAUGGGUGUGCUGAUCGGAGCUGCAGUCAUCCCUAUCGGCAUGGCACUGUUCUGGGUGCGCACCACGGCGGCUGGGAUGAUCUCGGGGGCGACCCUGGGGAGCGCGAUGGGCCUGGUCUGCUGGCUGGCGGUGGCGGCAACCCUGCCCGGGGGACUGAUGGGUGGUAACUUCAUAAAAAAUACAGGAGACCAGUUGAGCAUGAUUGUUGGGAACUUGGUGAGUAUUCUAUCGGGCGGCGCGGUGUGCGCCACCGUCAGCCUGGUGGGCAGCUUCCGGGUCCCGAACAUGGAGCUGGAGGAGGAGUGGGAGAAAACGCGCAGUCUGGACAACCCGCUUAAACCAUGGGGACCAACAUAUCAGAGCGCCUACAAGAUGGAGUCCGCGAACAAGCUGAACGACAGACCGACGUUUGCGGAGGUUCGGCGGUACUGCAGGAAGCCUCGCAUCACAGCGCUGGCGGCGGGAACGGGCAUCAGCCUGGUGCUGGUCAUACUCUGGCCCGCGGGCAUGUUAGCGGUCGGCGUCAUGAACGGAGGUCAGUUCCAACACUGGGUGAACGUGUCUCAGUCCUGGGCCUACAUUGCAGCCGCUUUCCUCAUCCUCGUACCACUAAUCCAGGAGAUUGUAUCCGUCCGCCGACAGUACGUCAUCAACAAAUCGGUUGCCUGCAAUGACGAAGAUCAAGAUAUGGAGCAGGCGGACGGCAACCCUGAGGGCAUCAGCUACAUUGAGAAGACUAACCAAAACCCUCAACCAGUCACCAUCGGUAGUGUUGUAGAUACCGACGGUCCAUACCAAGAAAGCGACGGGCAGAAUUCGAAGAACAUCGCACCCGAACCUGGAGACGUUCACCAUCUUGAAGACGUCUUAUAA